GCCAAGUUUCCGCGUCGCAUGCUUCUGCUCUGCAGAAUACACCCUUAUACAAUGUCAUAUGGGCAGAAAUUAAGGACAACGAGUUAGAGUUGUCAUAUAUUAACCGGGGGAAGAAGGGAAAACAGUCUGCGCUGGUUCGCGCGUCUUGGAAAAUAGACGGCACUCGCAAUGAUGAAGCGAAGGCUUGGUGUGAGGCAGUCAUGGCUGAGGCAUAUAAAGGUAUUGGACGACAACGACGGCUGAGAAUAUUAGUCAACCCUCACGGUGGUCGGGGAAAAGCAAGACAGAUAUACGAGAAGACUGUCGAACCCAUCUUUCGUGCAGCUCGCUGUUCCAUCGAUACCACAUUCACAGAACGAGCGAAACAUGCGUUAGAAUUAGCCAAAGAGCUUUCACUUGAAUAUGACGCACUGGUCCUGCUGUCUGGUGAUGGUCUACUGCACGAAGUCUACAACGGCUUUUCAGAACACAAAGAUCCGUUGGGAGCUUUUGCGAUUCCCGUAGCACCUAUACCUACUGGUUCUGCAAACGGCAUGGCACUUAAUAUUUUAGGCCUCGAGGAUGGUUUUGACGUUGCAAUAGCUUGCCUAAAUGCCAUAAAAGGUAAACAGAUGAAGCAGGACAUCUUCUCAAUCACAUUGGGAGACAAGCGGGUCUUUGCCUAUUUCUCAAUCACCUUGGGUCUAAUGGCUGACCUUGACCUUGGUACCGAGCCUUUACGAUGGAUGGGUGACAUACGCUUCAUACUCGGAUACAUAUACGGAGUUUUGAAGUUGAAACCAUGUCCGUUGACACUUGAAUACAAGCUAGCCGAAUCAGAUAAGGACCGGAUGGUUGAAGAGUUCCGUACACGCAAUGAAGAGCAUUGGCUCGCUCAGCAUACGGAGGAGCUAGAGACACUUGUGCACGACGUCAGCGCAGAUGCAUUGCCUGUGCUGAUGCACUCAGAGAGUUCUCGUGAGGGAUCGGAUGAGGGUUGGAUUAAGUUUGACAAACCGCUUGUUUACUUCUACGCGGGGAGCGCACCAUAUGUAGCCCGUGAUCUAAUGCAAUUCCCUGUCGCACACGCUUCAGAUGGCUUGAUUGAUAUCGUUGCUCAAGAACUCACCUCGCGAGGAGAACUCCUUAAAGCAAUCGACGGCGCCGAGAAAGGUGUACCAUUCUGGCUAGACACUCAACACUACUUCAAAGUCCACGCCUUCCGUAUAACCCCACACGAUACCACAGGCAACCUCGCAAUCGACGGCGAACGAUACCCACUCCAGCCUUUCACCGUCGAGUGUCAUCGCGCGAUGGGGACGUUACUCUCACCCUUGGGACGGUAUGCUUGUGAGUUUGACGUGCCGAGGCCGGAGGUGAAUGUUAAGGUGAAGGGUAAGAGUAGAAAUAGGGAUGGCAAUGGGGUUGGAGGUGAACGACCGCUUGCUGAGCAGGGAGAGCAUUUGGAAGGGGAGGAUGUUGAAGCGGUUGGAGAAGGAGAGAGUGAGGAACAUGGGCCGUCGAAGAAGGGAGGACUCAGGAGUUUAUUAUGCUGUUGUUGAAUUUAUGCGGUCCGAUUUUUUUAACAUGCUUAUAGUAUUCUAUUUCAUCUUUCCGGGGUUUAUGAAUUUCUGUUCUUGACACAGGGCAAUCUUUGGAUAGAUAUCAUCCUCCCCCCCCCCUCCAAAACCAUUACCACCUUAAUAAUUUGAUAACCUUAGCUAGGCCUGUGCUGACACCAUUUGUUUGUUUGGUAGUAUAAUUCUAUGUCUUG
This is a messenger RNA of Fomitiporia mediterranea MF3/22, 1753 nucleotides long. RefSeq lists its product as uncharacterized. The record is from RefSeq and is a predicted model, not a curated record. Gene Ontology annotation, biological process: sphingosine biosynthetic process. The coding region runs from base 201 to 1541 and encodes 446 amino acids. Lineage: Eukaryota; Fungi; Basidiomycota; Agaricomycetes; Hymenochaetales; Hymenochaetaceae. The transcript is spliced from 13 exons. Gene Ontology annotation, cellular component: membrane; intracellular membrane-bounded organelle; cytoplasm.